AGGUGUUGAGAGAGAGAGAGAGAGAGAGAGAAGAGAGAAGAGAGAGAACUUGAACUUGAACUGGAUUAGGUGUUGAGAGAGUACAGUAUUUUGACCCAGUUACAUAAGUAAAUACAAACAGCUGAGCUGGGCAGUAGGUGACCACAGUUGAGCGCGGUGCAGAAUUUACUUUAACGGUUAUAAUUAAAUACAUUUUUCGGUAACAAACAUGGCUUUACGAGCGGCAGAGAGACUAAAAGUUGUGCUGAAUCAUCUGGAUCGAUCCGGAGCAACUAUAAGCACAUCAUAUACUUCUGCACAAAAUCUUUCAUAUCACCAGCCUGAGGUGCUUCAGUUUACCUUAGACACAGACCUGCUGUCUCCAGAACAGAGACUUGCGUAUGAAAGAGAUGGCUUCAUUCUGAUCAAAAAUUUGGUUCAUGAAGAGGACAUUAAAAGAUUUAGGGAGGAAUUUGAACGGAUUUGUAAAGGAGGUGUGAAGGUUCCUGGCUUGGUGGUGAUGAGAGAUAUAGCUAUUGCUAAGUCGGAGUUUGUUGAAGGAGAGAAGGCUGUGACUAAACUCCAGGACUAUCAAGAGGAUCAAGAACUGUUCCGUUAUUGCACUCUGCCCCAGAUUUUGAAGUAUGUUGAGUGUUUCACUGGCCCCAACAUUAUGGCUGUGCACACAAUGCUGAUCAACAAACCCCCUGAUGCAGGAAAAAAGACCUCUCGACACCCCUUGCAUCAGGAUCUACACUACUUUCCGUUCCGGCCUGCUGAUCGCAUUGUGUGUGCCUGGACUGCGAUGGAGAAGGUGACACGCCAAAACGGCUGCUUGGUGGUGCUGCCUGGCUCCCACAAAGGCAGCCUGCUGCAACACGACUACCCAGAUUGGGAGGGUGGAGUAAACAAGAUGUACCAUGGCGUUAGGAAUUUUGACCCCAACCAUCCCAGAGUGUACAUGGAGAUGGAGGAAGGAGACACUGUUUUUUUCCACCCUUUGCUCAUCCAUGGCUCAGGCAUGAAUCAAACCCAGGGCUUCCGAAAGGCCAUCUCCUGUCACUAUGCCAGUGCUGACUGUCACUACAUCGAUGUGAAGGGAACGACCCAGGACAACAUCAGGAAUGAGGUGGAGAAGCUUGCUAGCAAAAGAUUUGGGAACGAAACUACUAUUUCAUUUCAGGACACAUGGGCUUUUAGAGGACGCCUGGUCCAAGGAGAGAGGACAUCACUUUGAGCCUCCUCCUUUAUUUUGUCACCUGCAAAUUACAGCGGAAUCAUACAGCUAUAUGAGUGAUUAACAAGACUGAUCAGUAAAAUGUGAAAUCCUACUGAUUUUGUCUGCCUAUAAACUUGCUAAUAUGUAGUUAUAGCUCGGUUGAUAUUCAGUGAAUCUGUCAUGUCGAAUAAAGAUAUACAGAAUGUUUGAUAAAGACGAGAUAAAGAGAGCAGAAGAUGAAACAGGUAUGGUUAUGUGAACCGAUUUUAACAGUUAGGAGCAAGAAAGAUUAGCCUUGCAUUAUGUAAUUGUUCUUUUUUGAACUAUGAAUCAAAUACAGUAAAUGCAAUCUAAUAUAAGCUGAAUAAAAUUGAAGAGUGAUUCCUAGCGGUUCUUUUAAAUGAGCCAUUCACAAAAUUGUUAAGAGUUAUUCAAAGGAACAUUCUUUCAAAUGAAUUACAUUUUUUUUGGUUUAUAUGUUCACACAGUGCUGCACAACAAAGUGAUGCAUCCACUUUAGUUUUUGUAAUUUAAUAUACUUUUAGUAGAGUGCUUACUCUACUUUUAAUUAUCCACUUAAAAUUGCCAGGGUGGGAUCUUAGUGGUGCUCUCAUUUGACCCCUCGUCUACACAGACAUGAUUGUCUAUGUCUGAUGGGGAGAUGGCUAAAGCCCUUCAAUGGAUUGGUGCCUUAUCCAAGGUAUUCUGUAUUUACAACUAUUAAUUAAUGUAUGUUUUAUAAGAAAAAAUACUGUAGUUAGAUAUUAAUAACAUUAGCAUCUGUGGUUCCAUGAACAUGUUUUAUUUGCAGCAUUCAUUUCAAGGACUAUACUUUAAAUUUUUUGUGAUCUUUUUUGUGGUUUUAAGGAUACUGACACAAAUUACUUUUCUCUUUUAAUUUCAUUUUUUAAAACAUAUCUUUGGAUAUGCUAAAAGUAAAAAUACAUGUGUGUGUACAUUUGCAGUGGACAUAAGCACUGAAAUUAUAUUCAGUAAUAAAUACUGAAGUGGUUGUUGUUUCACCCCACAGUAAACUGAUUCUGAACUUUUACUCA
Molecule: messenger RNA, 2253 nt
Organism: Trichomycterus rosablanca
Lineage: Eukaryota; Metazoa; Chordata; Actinopteri; Siluriformes; Trichomycteridae
Gene: phyh
Product: phytanoyl-CoA 2-hydroxylase
Exons: 9
Coding region: 209-1216 (335 amino acids)
Biological process (GO): fatty acid alpha-oxidation
Molecular function (GO): phytanoyl-CoA dioxygenase activity
Source: RefSeq, a predicted model, not a curated record